UAAGCCGCCGCCGCCUCUCUUCAAAAUCCAUUCUCUGCUUCCAGACAAUCUCUCCUGUCCAUUAUAUAUUGACCAUUGCAUUACAUCUUAUUCUUCUUCCUAACAAUACAAAGCUUAUAUAUCUCCUUAAUUUAGCAGUCAUGUUUCAUCAAUCUCCAGCUUCACACGAUCAAAUCUUGUCACUCAACAACAUAUACGAUAUUUGUGAUGAUAAGAGCAAGCAGCGGAAUGGGAGCUUCUUGGAGCUGAUGGCAAGCAUGGGAGGCCCGGCUGCAGCGGCUAUUGUGUCUCGAGAUUCUUCGAAGCAACGGAGAGAUCAUGAUCAUCCGAGUAGUAGUGGUAAUGAGGUUGAUGAAUUCAAGGAGAAGAAGAAGAGUAAAAAGUGCAGAUAUGCUUUUCAGACAAGGAGCCAGGUUGAUAUACUUGAUGAUGGGUACAGAUGGAGAAAAUAUGGACAGAAGUCUGUCAAGAACAAUAAAUUUCCAAGAAGCUAUUAUCGGUGUACAAAUCAAGGGUGCAAUGUGAAGAAGCAAGUUCAGAGGCUAUCGAAAGACGAUGGAGUUGUGGUCACAACUUACGAAGGGAUGCAUUCUCAUCCCCUCGAGAAAUCUACUGAUAACUUUGAAAACAUCUUGACCCAGAUGCAAAUUUACCAUACAACAAAUUAGCUACAUCAUCCAUUUGAAAUUUACACUUUUUCUGUUACACUCUCUUUAGAAGAUACAGCAGAAGAUUGAUUCAAUUUGUUCAAGAAUAUGUAAUAUCCAGUUGAUCGGAA
Daucus carota subsp. sativus is the source of this 778-nucleotide messenger RNA. Its product is annotated as probable WRKY transcription factor 75. Lineage: Eukaryota; Viridiplantae; Streptophyta; Magnoliopsida; Apiales; Apiaceae. The record is from RefSeq and is a predicted model, not a curated record. The coding region runs from base 141 to 668 and encodes 175 amino acids. The transcript is spliced from 2 exons. Gene Ontology annotation, molecular function: sequence-specific DNA binding; DNA-binding transcription factor activity. Gene Ontology annotation, biological process: regulation of DNA-templated transcription.